Messenger RNA from Phalacrocorax carbo (great cormorant), 1853 nucleotides. The record is from RefSeq and is a predicted model, not a curated record. Lineage: Eukaryota; Metazoa; Chordata; Aves; Suliformes; Phalacrocoracidae.
AUGGAUGAGACAGAAACUAUUGCGGGGUGGAGAGGUGGAGCUGUACAAGGCCAGUCACCGGACAAGCUGGGGCUCACCGUUUGCUACCGCACCGACGGGGAGGAGGACGCCGGCAUCUACGUGAACCCCAACAGCAUCGCGGCCAAGGAUGGGCGCAUCCGUGAGGGCGACCGCAUCAUCCAGAUUAACGGGGUGGAGGUGCAGGACCGGGAGGAGGCCGUGGCCUUCCUCACCCGGGAGCAGCAAACCAACAUCUCCCUCCUCCUCGCCCGCCCCGAGAGCCAGCGCUGGAAGGACAGUGACCGCGAGGAUUUCCUCGACGACUUUGGCUCCGAUGAGGACGGGGAGCUGCGGCAGCGGGGGCCCUGGACCCCCCCGGGGCAGCCCCCCAGCCCGGCCACCCCCUGCCCGCGGGGGGCCGAGCCCGACAGCGGCGUGGGGCGGACGGACGAGAGCACCCGCAACGAGGAGAGCUCAGAGCACGACCUGCUGGGGGAGGAAGGGGGCGAGGGGCCCCCCUUGCGCCCCCCGCCGACCCCCCGCCGCGGGGCGCCCCCCCCCAAGCCCGGAGCCGGCGCCGGCGCCAGCCCCAGGGGGCGACCGGGGAGACCCGGCUCCGGAUCGAGCUCCGGGGCUGCGGGAAGAGCCGCGCCCGCAGGGAGGGUGGGAAAGGCCGGCGGCGGGCCGGGGGUCGCGGUGGGGGGCAGGAGCGGAGGCGCCCCCCCCGCCGCCGCCGUGGGGCCGGGGGCGCUGCCCGGGCUCAGCCAGGCCGAGCUGCGGCGCUACCGGCAGCUGCGGGGGCGGCUGGGGCCGGCGGCGGGCGCGGGUCGGGCCGAGCUGGCGCUGCUGGAGGAAGAGCUGCGGCACCUCGAGUUCAAGUGCCGGCACCUGCUGCGGGUGCAGAAGAUGGAGCGGCUGCGGGAGCGCUGCCUGCGGGCCUGGCUGGAGGCGGCGGGCGCCGAGCCCCCCUUGGCCGACAUCUCGGAGGCCCCCGAGCGGGACAGCACCAGCGCCUACAACACGGGCGAGAGCUGCCGCAGCUCCCCGCCGCUGCGCGGGUUGGCGGCCGCCGCCGCCGCCACGGCCAAGGGCUCCCGGGGCAAGCGGCCGGGCCGCGACCGCCUGCUCAAGGCGCGGGCCAUCAAGAUCCUGGAGGAGCGCGGCGGCGGCUCCACCACCGACGACGACGCGCGGAGCGAGCUCAAGACGGGGCGAUACUGGAGCCGCGAGCAGCGCAAGCAGCACCUGGCGCGCGCCCGCGAGCAGCGCCGACGGCGAGAGCUGCUGCUGCUGCAGAGCCGUGGGGAUGCGCCGCCCCCCGGGGGUGUCGCCGGGGGGCUCGGGGGGGGGCUUGGGCCCCCCCCCGAGCCCUCCGGCGGCACCCCCGGGACUCGGCGGUGCCUCCGCAAGCGGAACCGCCGCAUCCUGGACAACUGGGCCACCAUCCAGGAGAUGUUGGCCCGCGGGCCCCGGGCGCCCGACGGCGGCCGCCUCGACAACCCCCUCCUCUCCGUCACCACCGUCUAGCGGGGGCGACCCCCCCCCCCACCCCCGAGCCAAGGGGGCCCCUCUCCCCCCCCCCCCCCCAUUGUCGUCUCUGUGAAUGUGGCUGGGUUUGGGUUUUUUGGUUAAUUUUCCCCAUCAUCAUCCAUCCCCCCCCUCCCCGGGGCUGGGAGGGACCCAGGCAUCCAGCCCAGCCCUCCCCCUCCCCCAACAGCCUGGGGUGCUCCCCCCGACCCCCCCCCCCAAUGUCCUCCCCCACCCCCGUGUCCCUUGUCAAUGUCUGUACAGACCUGGGGGGAGGGGCAGGGCUGCAUCUCGGGAAUAAAGGAAAGCUGUUUUUACUCAUUUCA